AUGGUGUCUAACAGCAGUGUGGCUGUGGAGCUGCAGUCAGAGCUGGAGCGAAUCAUGGUCUCUGUUUUCACUAGUGUGCCGUGUGCUGCGCUGCUAACCAUUAAUGCCAUCAUUCUGUUCACCCUGAGGAGUAAACAAGUGUUUCGGGAGACGUCCCGCUAUGUUCUUCUGACUAACCUUCUUGUUGCAGACACUCUUUACAUGAUGAUGAGUCAGAUCCUGUACAUUAUGGCUAACAGCAGAGUUUUCUUAACAUAUCCUGUGUGUGGCACAUUAGUCCUGUAUGCUAUUCUAACAGAGACCAUCUUUCCUCUCACACUGGCUGAGAUGUCUAUAGAGAGAUAUGUGGCUGUGUGUUUUCCUCUCAGACACUCCUCCAUCGUCACCUUGAGAUCCACAGCAGCAGCCAUCGCUCUAGUGUGGGCUUUCUCUUUUGUCAAUGUUCUGAUCCGUGUUGUGCUGAUGUGUCAGUUCCCAUUUGAAGAACUGGACAGUCUGGAGAUGUCAAGGAUUUGUGACUCUUUUGUUGUGUUGGUAGUUCCAGUGGCUGCUGAAUAUGAUCGAGUCUACAACCUCUUGUUGUUUUCCACAGCAGGUUUUACCGUGACCUCCACUUUUAUUGCAGUCUUAAUCACAGCCAGGUCGGCCUCAGUGGAAAGAAAUUCAGUCCGUAAAGUUCAGAAUGCUCUGCUGCUGCACAUGAUCCAGCUGGUGCUUGGUCUCUCCUACAGAAUAUUCAUUCCUGUGUCUGUGACUCUUUUUCAAGUGAUGAGCUGGAUCAGUUUUGUCCGUAUGAUGAAUGUCAUGUAUGUGUUGGUUAUUCUUCUUCCCAGAUGUCUAAGCUCCCUCAUCUAUGGUCUCAGAGACCAGACCAUCAGACCCGUCCUCUUGUCUAAUCUCUGCUGUGGAUUCACUCGAGCUGUAAAUAAUCAGAUCUCAUAG
This is a messenger RNA of Synchiropus splendidus (mandarinfish), 942 nucleotides long. Its product is annotated as odorant receptor 131-2-like. Bases 1 to 942 code for a protein of 313 amino acids. Gene Ontology annotation, molecular function: G protein-coupled receptor activity. The record is from RefSeq and is a predicted model, not a curated record. Gene Ontology annotation, biological process: G protein-coupled receptor signaling pathway. The transcript has a single exon. Lineage: Eukaryota; Metazoa; Chordata; Actinopteri; Syngnathiformes; Callionymidae. Gene Ontology annotation, cellular component: membrane.